Molecule: messenger RNA, 288 nt
Organism: Cylicostephanus goldi
Lineage: Eukaryota; Metazoa; Nematoda; Chromadorea; Rhabditida; Strongylidae
Source: the annotation of a GenBank genome assembly
AUGGAAGCAGUGGACAGCAAGUUCUUUGCAACGGUGAACAAUUACACAAGAAUACGCGAGGAAUUAUGGCAUGCAAUCGAGGAAGAAAUUGAGCCUAAAGAUUGUCGGAUAUACAGCUUCAAACCCAAUUACAAGGAUGAUCCGUUUUCGGAAGAUGGAUGUCUUUGGUGUCUCAACUUCUUUUUCCACAAUAAAGGCCUCAAACGAUUGAUGUUGCUAUCAUGUCGAGCGCUGUCUCAAAAUGGAGCUGUUCCCGGUGAAGACCCACUUUGGGACCUCGAUGAUUAG